UCCAGCUAACAACACAGGAAACCGACUCCGUAAAACCUCCUCUCGGAGUCAUCCACGUUCAUAUAAAACCGUUAUCUCUAAAAUGUCCACCCCGCUGCUUCUCAGGGCUUUUGUAAACGAGCGACUGACAGCUGCUGUCGAGGAGAUAUUUCAGGUUUUUGAACGAACCAUAACACAAUAUGAAGAAGACGCGUCCAGCUCUAAACAGGAGAUUGAGCGGCUCGGAGGUUUGCUGCAGGAGUUUGUGUCAAAUCACAAAACAGACAUUUCUGAGUCAUCCACCUGUAAAGAGGAGAUUUCCCCCGAGCAGCUCCACUGUGAGCAGGAGCUGAGCCCCAACGUCCAUCUGAGGGGCCCAGACACACCUCGACACAUCAAAGAGGAAGCUCAUGAACUCUGGGCCAUUCAGCGGCCAGAAGAAGAGUUUAAGGACGCUGAUGUCUCAUGCCUACCUCAUUCAUCGGCUUGGGUGAAAAAUGAGCACGACGUCACACGUCUGCCUUUGCAUCCUCAGACUCAAACCAGUGAGAGUGAGGAGCAACUUCAGGAUGAAAUCGAAACUGUGCAUUUUGUGCUACCUCUCUCUUCACAAACCCCGAUCCAUAAUGAAAUGGUCCAAGAUGGCAGGGGAAGCAAAAGAACCGCUGCAAGUUUUAUGUCCAACCAAACACAGAACGAUCAAAGUCUGAGCGCCAUCAUCACAUCCAGAGAAUCCCCUCAUUUACCUCAGUUGAGUUUAGUUGCGCCUGACUAUCGUUGCCAUUUGUGCGAUAAAUCCUUUUCCUCCAAUCAUCACCUGACAAACCAUGCCUUUCGCAUCCAUUCAAAGGACGCCGAUGUCCUCUGCGCUGUGUGUGGUCGAACCCUGGAGUCCACCGAAAGCCUUAAGGUGCACCUAAAUUCCCACAGGGGCUCAAAAUGUUGUCACGUGUGUGGCAAACAGUGCAAAAGUAACACGGCUCUGAGCGAACACAUGGCCGGCCACUCCGGGGUGAAACUGCAUCACUGUCACGUGUGUGGGAAGGCGUGCAGCCGGAAAGGAGAUCUGAAGAUACACAUGAGGAUUCACACGGGCGAAAAGCCCUUCUGUUGCUCUUUCUGUGAUAAACGUUUCACCCACAGUGGACAUCUGAGGAAGCACUUGAGAAGCCACACCGGCGAGAGGCCGCACCGCUGUGGCGUCUGCGGCAGAGGCUUUCUCCAGAGCACACACCUGAAGUACCACUUACGGACUCACGCUCGGUAAAAAUGUGUAAAAGAGCAGCCGUUAAGUGAUCACGUGAUUCAUCUGACGGCCCAUCAGCCAUAAUGUUCAAUGUUUUUAUUCAUUUUUUUGAAUGUACAUUUGCUUGUGUAAAAUCCUUGAUUUCCUCUUAAAACGGCUGAAAUGGAAACAAAAGGAAAACCAAACUGACUCAUGGAGUUUAAAGGGAAGUAUUUUUAAUCUUUCACUUCGCACAAACAUAUAUUUAUAUCAUAUUUUAAUAUACGUCCGUCGUCACAGUUGUGAACUCGUGUUCUGGUGGAAACUAAGAACCAACUAGCAGAAUGUAUGUAUUUAUUUAAUAUUAUAUUAAUAAAGCAACAUGUUAUGGAGCCGGUGUGUUGUUCGCUUCAGCAGCAGCUUUCCAUAUAUUAAAAAACACUUUCACAGC
Molecule: messenger RNA, 1655 nt
Organism: Pseudoliparis swirei
Lineage: Eukaryota; Metazoa; Chordata; Actinopteri; Perciformes; Liparidae
Product: zinc finger protein 699-like
Exons: 2
Coding region: 83-1246 (387 amino acids)
Biological process (GO): regulation of transcription by RNA polymerase II
Cellular component (GO): nucleus
Molecular function (GO): DNA-binding transcription factor activity, RNA polymerase II-specific; RNA polymerase II cis-regulatory region sequence-specific DNA binding
Source: RefSeq, a predicted model, not a curated record